Messenger RNA from Aphanomyces astaci, 1626 nucleotides. RefSeq lists its product as hypothetical. Gene Ontology annotation, molecular function: GTP binding; GTPase activity. Gene Ontology annotation, cellular component: endosome. Bases 37 to 1404 code for a protein of 455 amino acids. The transcript is spliced from 5 exons. The record is from RefSeq and is a predicted model, not a curated record. Lineage: Eukaryota; Oomycota; Saprolegniomycetes; Saprolegniales; Verrucalvaceae.
CUCCAAUAAAUAUAGUUCAGCUUUUUCCGCGACGCGAUGGCGGCCGUGGAAGAACACACCCAACUGCCUUGGAAGGUCGCAUUCCGUGUGCAGUUCACGACUGAAAAGUACGGCAUCAAGUUCUAUCCGUCCCCGCUGCCCGACACUGGGAAUGGCCUAUACACGAUCCAAGUGCUCGAGGUGCCGCGAGCUGCUGACCCUGCGACGUAUGGACCUGCGCAGCAGUACAACGAAAGCCUCAAGCCUGAACAAGCGCACUUGGCUGUCCGCGCGGGUUUGUACCUCACGCACAUCAACGACACCAAUCUUCUACGCCAGCCCUGCGAACAAGUCAUCCGCCAACUCACCAGCGUACCUCGUCCUGUCAAGCUGCGCUUUGUCGACGUGGACUCCGGCGUGGUCACGUUGAAGGAGCUUCAGGAAGGACGAUAUGCCCGCACGUCUCUUUCCAAGGCGCAUCUGGACGCAUUGCUGCAAGAGCCCCCGCCGUCUCCCGAGUCUCCACCUGUCGAAUCGCGUGAUGCCGUCCCCACUACAUCUCCCGAGCCUUUCUUGGCACCUCCGCCUCUACUUCCACCCCCUUUCGUCGUCACUGUGGCCCCUUCGACCCAUGUUGCACCCGCCACACAAGCCAUCCCCCUUCCACCCCCGACUUACACGACGGAACACGUGUACAAACUCAUCCUUCUGGGCACGACGGGCGUCGGGAAGAGCAGCGUGCUGUCUGUCGGCGUUGGCGGCGCCGCGGCCUUCUCGGACCGACCGGCGGCGACGCUCGAGGCCGAAUUCGGCACGCUCUGCGUUCCGGAUCCGGACGUGGCCACCAACAAGAUGCUCAAGGCGCAGGUGUGGGACACGGCAGGGCAGGAGAGGUACCGCGCCAUGACGCGGUCGCACUACCGCCGCGCGGACGGCGCGCUGCUCGUGUAUGACGUGGCCGACCCAGAUAGCUUUGGAAAGCUGGCGGGGUGGCUGGCGGACCUACGGGAGAUGGCGGGGGACUCGAUCAAGUCCAUCUUAGUGCUCGAAAACAAGAUCGACCAGCUGCCCGACGCCGUCGUGAGUGGCGUUGAGCCCCGCCCGAGUCAGUUUGUGAACGAGGCGGCGGUAGCAGCGUUCUGCAAGGUGAACGGCCUUCUAUUUGCCAGGUCCUCUGCGAAAAUGAACCGAACAGCGUUCCGGUGGGCGGGUAAGCCGGUGGAGGAAGUGGUGGGGCAACUGCUGCUGAAUGUGCAUGCCACACAUUUGGCUCGGGGGCUCAAGCUGCAGCAAGAACAACUAGCUAAGCAACUCGUGUCCCAGGACCAAGUAGUGGCAACCUCGUCGUCGACACCCAUCGUACUCUGCGCAUCGCCGUCGAUUGCGCGAGCCAAGUCGGGCGACUGUGGAUGCGGGGGCACAUAAUCAUACACUAUAUAAGUUCGUCGAUUGACUUAGCUCGAAUUAUCUUUUCGAUGUCGCGGGUUCGUAGCCAACAAUGCGUGGUUGUGUUCGCGGCAGAGGGGGCUCGUGCACUGGAGAGUACCGCUAUUCGAGCCAUCUGAUGUUCUAGGCACUGAGGACGGCGGAAUGACGGAGUGGUCGAUGCUUUCCUGGAGGCCAUAGUAUCGGAUACAAGGCACGACC